AUGUGUACGGUCCCCGGUACUCAUACUGAUCGCACAUUCGUCCCUGUUCCCCGAGACACAGAACGCGUCUUCCGUCUCAUCGCCUCUCAAACACCCGGCUUCACCCAGGAUGAAUCCAUCCUUUCAAAAUUCAUAUUCACUGGUGACGAGCUGUCAGUCAUCUCCGGUCCGAUCAAGGCUGUCUCGGUAGCUUCAGCUCUCCACGCCAUGGCCGGUGUAGUAGCUGAUGAGAUCCUUACCCUUCGAGGCCUCGAGGACAAAGAGCGGAAUGUAACUGUCAAUACUACCCAUGCCGGAAUUUGGCUUGGCAAUGUCGCUACUGCAUAUGUCGAUGGCAAGGAUGUCCUUACAUUGGCCAAGUCUGGAGAGUUGAAGAAGCUGUUGCCAGAUUGGGAACGCGGAUGGGUUGAUACACCUCUCAAGUAUCGUACCACAGGGCUUUAUCCUACCUCUGAUCCUGACGUUUGGUACUCGCUCCACGGCUCCAUGAAUGCAGAGCCAGUUCUGAAGUCUAUCGGCGUCGACCCAUCUGAGGCCAUCACCUCCAACGAAGAAGCAGCGGCGCACAUCGCAAGCUUCACAAGCAAGCUCUCACCGGAGAAGCUUGAAUUCAAAAACCUUGUCAACGGCAACUGCGGAUGUAUCUGCUUCACACCUAAGCAGUGGAACGAAAGCGAGAUGGGCAAAUCACUCGCUACUCAUCCUCUCAUCAACAUCAAGACUCAGCCUCAAGCUAUUCCUACACCUCCUGUUGCUUUGCCUCCUCUUGAUCCAGACGAUAAGCGCCUGCUGGCUGGUAUCAAAGUCGUUGAGAUGACUCGCGUUAUCGCCGGCCCUCAAAUCGGGACGAUUCUUUCUAGCUUCGGCGCUGAAGUUAUCCGGGUCAACCCCCCUCACUUGCCCGAUAUCAAGAUUAUGCAACUCACUCUCAACGCUGGAAAGCGCACUACCGCUAUUGACCUGCGGAAGCCUGAGGAUGCAACUAUCAUCAAGUCUCUUAUCGCCGAUGCAGAUGUAUUCAUCCAAGGCUUCCGUAUGAACAAGAUGCUCAAGUUUGGCCUUGGAUUGAACGAUAUCCUCAAAAUGGCUGGAGAGCGAGGUUGUGGAAUCAUUCACGUCUCGGAGAACUGCUAUGGCCCUCAUGGCUAUUAUGCUGAGAGGCCCGGUUGGCAACAGAUCGCUGAUGCGGCUGCUGGAUCAGCAUAUGUCACUGGCCGUUCUCUUAACCUGCCCGACAACGAAGCUGUUCUACCUUCGCUACCUAUCAACGACAUGACUACCGGCGCUCUCGGUGCAGUAGGUACCCUUGUCGCCCUUCGCGAUCGGGCCACCAAGGGCGGAAGCUACGCUGUUCACGCAUCUCUCGUUGCAGUCAACGCGUUCGCUCUUCGAUCCGACGUCGGGCUCUACUCACCUGAAACAGUCGCCGAGUGUGCGAAGCGUUUCCAAUAG
Fusarium verticillioides 7600 is the source of this 1452-nucleotide messenger RNA. RefSeq lists its product as hypothetical. Gene Ontology annotation, molecular function: catalytic activity. NCBI's taxonomy places the organism in Eukaryota, Fungi, Ascomycota, Sordariomycetes, Hypocreales, Nectriaceae. The transcript has a single exon. The coding region runs from base 1 to 1452 and encodes 483 amino acids. The record is from RefSeq and is a predicted model, not a curated record.